CAGCGGACCGCGAGUGCUGGAGUGGGUGGGGACAGCGGACAGCGGACCAGGGCGCACACAGCACGCCGCCGCGUCGCCAGGGCAGCGGCAGCAACAGAGUCGCGGCGCGGCGCCCCAUGCCGCAGCAGCAGCAGCCGCAGCCGCCAUGAAUUCGAACGCGAUCCGCGGCAUCCGUCGCAAGAAGUCGUCGCUGUGCGAGGUUAAGAUCGCCGUGCUGGGGGCGGCCGCCGUCGGCAAGAGCGCACUGUCUGUACGCUUCAUCACCAGACGUUACAUAGGAGAAUAUGAUCACCAAACAGAAAAUAGAUACAAACAUGAGGCAAUGGUUGAUGGAGAACCAGUGCUGUUUGAAAUCCUAGACAUGUGUUCAAAGAAUGAAGAUGACCUUCCCAGCAGUGAAUCGUUACAGUGGGCAGAUGGGUACCUAUUGGUUUACUCUAUCACUGACAGACAUUCAUUCAACUUUGUGCGGAAGGUUAGACAGCAACUGCCUGGUGAUGCACCUAUGGCUCUUGUUGGAAACAAAGCAGACAUGGUACAUCUGCGCCAAGUUAGCACAGAUGAAGGUGAAAUCCUGGCAAAGGACUUUGAAUGCUGGUUUGGUGAAGUGACAGCAGCAGAGCAAGUAACCCAAGUAGCAGAUGCAUUCCAUGAGGUGUGUCGUGAAGUCCUUGGUCUGCGACGGCGCAGUAAGCAGUCACUACUGGACAGAGUCCUUGGUGGAAAAAGUACAGGUCUUGGACUACGUGCUUAUUCUCGGGGAAAAAGUGACAGUGCUCUUCCCAAGGACUGAACUGUCGUGUUGUUUCCAUGAGAAGUACUGUACCAACUGCACUUCUUAACCUAAAAAUGGAAAGUACAAUAUACUGCUGAGUGGUAGGCAGAAACUUCAGCAAAGUUUCUGAUAUGAUGAGUCACAGUAGGUUCUGUCGCGAGCUGUACUGUGGAACCUUUUAAAAUACUCCUGUUGUUACUGAACAGAAAUAAAGACAUUAAGUACAUUAAAAUCACAACAAUGCCUAGGUGAUACAGUUAUGUACGAGAAAUAAUUAUUCUUGAGUAAUAAAUGUACAAACCAGCAAUAAAAGUGAACUUUUUUCUUCCAGCCUGGUGUACAGCAACAUUAAAUGCACAAAAGAAGCUUGUAAUUUGCAUAUAAAUAUUUUGUGGGAUCACCCUGAAAUCACUACUAUUAACAAUCUGGUAACAGUUGCACAAACUUAAAAUAUUUAAUGUCUUAAACCCAUUUUUUUCUUUUAGAAAAACCUACUUUUUCUUUUAGAAACCUCUAAACAGUGAAAUGUUUACUAUUAUGCAUGUCAUCUAAGUUAAGGCAGAAAAGUCUAUAGUAGCUGACAAUGGGUGGGUGUGCCUUAUUUUUAUGUUGGUGCAAAUCUGUGGAUACAAAUAUCAGCUACUUUGAGAAAUUUGUGUGUACUACAAUAAACAACUAAAACAAUUUGCAACAGGCUUCAGCAUUUGGGCUGUGAUCAAUCACUAUUUAAUGAAUGUAACAGAAGACAUGUUAGCCUACAUAUUGAACUGAAUUACAAGUGCCUAUUCAGUCACAGAAUGAAAACAAGAUACACUACUGAGAUAAGGAUUGCAAAAUUUGGUGAUGUGCCACUGAUGCCUUACAAUAGAAAGAUUCACAACAAUACAAAUGAAAUGGUAUAAUUAACAUGUCUUCAGAGUAGUCUUUUAAGUAGUACAUUUACAUGUGAAACCAAACAUACGACAUGCAUUCAACAAAGACUGAGACAGAUUCUGAAAAGAACUUUAUUACCAAAUACUCACUCAAACUCAAUAUUUUCCCCUUCAAUAUAGCCACCAUUAAGAGUGUUGCACUUGUCCCAUCGUCUCAUUCACUUUUGGAAAACAUCCUCCAAUCCAUUUCUUGAUGACCACUUCAAAAUCGCCUCUAAAGCCUUCAAUACAUGAUUUUCAGAUCUAAAUCAACAUCCUUUGAGAUCCUUUUUCACAACAAGAUACAACAAAAUGUCACUUGCGACAACCUCAGGGCUACACAGGGGUGUGGGACUGCACAAAUGCCCAUUCUGGCUAAAAACAUCAUAACAGCUGCUGCAACAUGAAGCCACUCAUUGUAAUGGUGCAGUUUUCACUUCCCAUGAAGUUCCCUCCAUUUCUUUGGGAUAUGGUCUUCCAACAAUUACUGGCACAUUCUUGCAGAAUUCUGCAUUUACUGUCCAAGCUCUGAGAACUUGAAGUGUGUAUACCAUGCUGUGAUGAUUUAAAAAAUGCAAUCAAUAAAGCCUUAUUUGCUGAUUUCUCCAUGUACACUUUUUCUUGGGAAAGGCUGUCCCUUUUGAACAGACUCUGCAUUCUGUCUUUUCUUUUCAGGGUCUUAAAAAUUGACACAAGAGUCAUCAGCAGUGAUGAUGGUUUUCCACUAAUUGUCCCCUUCAUCUUGGGCACAUUGUUUCCACAGAUGUGAUUGUCAACUGUGUUCUGUUUCUGAGCAGGAGUCAGAAGUCUGUCAAUCCAGUGAGCACACAAUAGUGACAUGUUUAAAGAAUCCUUCAAAAUGGUGUUAGCACUUCCCGCUGAAAUUGCCAGCAUAUUUGUUAGUUGUCUACCAGUCACAAGAGAUUCCUCAUGCACAACUGCUGCUGAACUGUAGAUUGCAAUGUCAGUAAGGACAGUGCUGGAGGGCCCUCCUCCCUUUCAGCUUAAAACUCCCUCUCCCAUCUUUGAAAACUUUAUGCCAUUGGAAACAUGCAGCAUGAGACUCUAGAUUCACCAGGAGCUCUAUAAGGAUCUUGAAGUGUUUCCGAAGCAGUUUCUUCUGAAGAAUACAAAUCUUUGAUUGCAUAACAUUCCUAUUAACUUUCUGCCAUUUAAACUUUAGAUGCAGCUCUUGCUACAACCACAUUCAAUAUUCUAUUGCUGCAGAAUGAAUGAGAUCAGACAGGGUUGGUGCCUGGUGGCAGUUAAGGAUAUUAGUAGACAUGAAGCAGCCACUAAAUGCCAAUGCAAUGGCCUUUUCAAUACAUUUGAAAACUGCUUUCUAUCUUUGUUGGACAAACCCUCAAACAAAAGGACCAAGCAGAAAUAGGCAAGUCAUUUCCACAACGACACUGACAAGACUGCAAUGCACAUUUUCUGAAUUCCUAAAUUUUUUAUGGUGGGGCAUUGAAGCCACUCAAUCUGACAUGCUGACAAUAAAGGUAUUGUUUACUCAUCCUGAUUAAAAAAUGCCUUCCUUCUCAGCCAUGUGUGACAUUCAAUGCUCAAUUUAAUUUAAAAAUACAGGAAUUAUUCCCAUUACUGAAUCUUUCUGAUUAAUGUAACCAUGUGUUUAGUUUGAGUGGAAGUUGUUUUUAUUGCAGGGCUACAUAACAUGAGUGUCGCCUGUCAUAAAGACUGCAUUUACUUCUCUUCGCAGUUGAAUUCCUUUCCAAAACCACAAAUUUGUUAUCUGCACCUCCAUCUACAAUCCACUUAACAUCUACUGUUAUCAGACAACAUUUGGAAUCAUUUAUCACAAUAAAUAGAGCUGAAUUUUACAGAGCAAUGUCUCAUUAAAAGUUGUCAAUAACAACUAUAAAUGAUAAUAAAUCUCCUCCACAUAUGAAGUAUUUAUAUUAUCAAAUAAUUAUGUUAGUAGGCCAAGAAAGUGAAUAUUGAAAUUUUCUGGUUCAAUCUCAAUAUCAAAAGACAUGAAAUCACCAUCAGAAAAAGUGACAUGCGAUGAACCAGAGUACUGACUCUCGACAUCAAAUGACUAGUAUUCUCCUUUGUUACAAACUGAUCUGCACUGGAAGACUGUAAUUUCAGAAGCUAUGUUUCAGUGAACAUUAACAUGUGAUUUUCAAUGAUUAAGCAACUUCUUGUGUAUCAACCUCCAACUGAAAUAAAAGAAAGAAAAAGCACUACAUGUAACCAGUUGUGAUGUUUUGUCAAAACAUGAAUGUGUGUAUGAAUCGAAAUAAUUCAGUGUACUACUUUUUUGUGAAUAAAUGAAUAUGUAUUUUAUUUGAAA
This is a messenger RNA of Schistocerca piceifrons (Central American locust), 4003 nucleotides long. Its product is annotated as ras-related and estrogen-regulated growth inhibitor. The transcript has 6 exons. Bases 146 to 793 code for a protein of 215 amino acids. Gene Ontology annotation, molecular function: GTPase activity; GTP binding. The record is from RefSeq and is a predicted model, not a curated record. Lineage: Eukaryota; Metazoa; Arthropoda; Insecta; Orthoptera; Acrididae.